Messenger RNA from Hippopotamus amphibius kiboko, 2144 nucleotides. It is a transcript of the gene SPOCK2, whose product is annotated as SPARC (osteonectin), cwcv and kazal like domains proteoglycan 2. Bases 165 to 1430 code for a protein of 421 amino acids. The record is from RefSeq and is a predicted model, not a curated record. Gene Ontology annotation, molecular function: calcium ion binding; protein binding. The transcript has 10 exons. Lineage: Eukaryota; Metazoa; Chordata; Mammalia; Artiodactyla; Hippopotamidae.
UUUCAGCCGCGACCCACUAUCCGUCUGUCACCGGAGUCAGACCGCAGGAGGAGGGCUGAGGAAGACAAGGCGUUUGCUUCCCCAACUGCGGGGUGGGAAGAAGGGCAUUAAAAUACUGCGGAAGUCAAGACCCCCCCACCCUCCCAGGUCGAAUUCAGACCACGAUGCGCUCUCCAGGCUGCGGGCGGCUGGCGCUGCCGCUGCUGCUCCUCACAGCAGCUGCCCUGGCUGAAGGCAACGCCAAAGGGCUCAAGGAGGGCGAGACCCCCGGCAAUUUCAUGGAGGACGAGCAAUGGCUGUCGUCCAUCUCGCAGUACAGCGGCAAGAUCAAGCACUGGAACCGCUUCCGAGACGAUGACUACAUCAAGAGCUGGGAGGACAAUCAGCAAGGAGACGAAGCCCUGGAUACCACCAAGGACCCCUGCCAGAAGGUGAAGUGCAGCCGUCACAAAGUGUGCAUCGCCCAGGGCUACCAGCGGGCAAUGUGCAUCAGCCGCAAGAAGCUGGAGCACAGGAUCAAGCAGCCUGCCCUGAAACUCCAUGGAAACAAAGACACCGUGUGUAAGCCCUGUCACAUGGCCCACCUCGCCUCCGUCUGCGGCUCUGAUGGCCACACUUACAGCUCAGUGUGUAAGCUGGAGCAGCAGGCAUGCCUGAGCAGCAAGCAGCUGACGGUGAGAUGCGAGGGCCCCUGCCCCUGCCCCACAGAUCAGGCUGCCACUUCCUCCACCGACGGCAAACCAGAGACCUGCACAGGUCAGGACCUGGCUGACUUGGGGGAUCGGCUACGGGACUGGUUCCAGCUCCUUCAUGAGAAUUCCAAGCAGAACGGCUCAGCCAGCAGUGGAGCCAGCCCGGCCAGUGGACUGGACAAGAGCCUGGGGGCCAGCUGCAAGGACUCCAUCGGCUGGAUGUUCUCCAAGCUGGACACCAGUGCCGACCUUUUCCUAGACCAGUCAGAGCUGGCUGCCAUCAACCUGGACAAGUAUGAGGUCUGCAUCCGCCCCUUCUUCAACUCCUGCGACACCUACAAGGAUGGCCGUGUCUCUACUGCUGAGUGGUGCUUCUGCUUCUGGAGGGAGAAGCCCCCCUGCCUGGCAGAGCUGGAGCGCAUCCAGAUCCAGGAGGCUGCCAAGAAGAAGCCAGGAGUCUUCAUCCCGAGCUGUGACGAGGAUGGCUACUACAGGAAGAUGCAGUGUGACCAGAGCAGCGGUGACUGCUGGUGUGUGGACCAGCUGGGCCUGGAGCUGACCGGCACCCGCACGCAUGGGAGCCCUGACUGCGAUGACAUCGUGGGCUUCUCAGGGGACUUUGGGAGCAGUGUUGGCUGGGAGGACGAGGAGGAGAAGGAGACAGAGGAAGCAGGCGAGGAGGCAGAGGAGGAGGAGGGCGAGGCGGGCGAGGCGGACGACGGAGGCUACAUCUGGUAGAUGGCCCUCGGGGAGCCGGGGCAGGCCAGGGUGCUGAUGGCCGGGGAGAUGGGCCAGCAGAGACCUGGACAGAAGCAGGCAGAUUACGAAUGUGUCUGGAAAAUACAGUCUGAAGCUAGCCUGGCUCCAACAGGGAGGACCGGACGUGUGUGUGUGAGUGUGCGUGGCAAGUGUGUGGCAUGUAUGGCCGGGAUGUAUGAAUGUGUGAGAGUGUGUGUGUGUGGCAUGCACUGAAAAACGUGUCCUUGGUCCACACUGCUACUGGCACAGUGAGUCACCCAAAGGCCCCUUCAGCCUCCUUGUAGUUGUUUUCCUUCCAUUUGUUAGUUUUAAAAUACACACAUCCACACACAUACACACGCUGCAAGGUCAAAAUUGAUUAAAUCAGAUGCCCCCUUGCCAGUCCCCCAGCCCUAUCCAGGCCCACCCUGACAUCCUGGGGUUCCUUGACCCACUUUGCUAGCCUCCCCUCAACAAGCCCUGCCUCCUCCUGCUCCUGCCCUUCUCUCUUUCCCUCCUGGAGUCAAGCACUGGCCUAUGGGUAAGUCCUCACUGCAGAGGGGAGGGAGGGCAGGGAGCUGUCUGCUGGCCAGGUUGGCUGUGAUACCCCCACCAGACUCAGAUGAGAGGGGCUGGGACACCCACCUCAGGGAGCCCUUUCCCUUUGCUGGACUCCCCUCCUAACCCAAGCCAGUGUGACCAGAGGUGGCUGAG